UCCGCUCCUUUCUCGUUGUCUCUAGAUCACUCUGCUCUUUAUCCCGCUUUUAUAUUCAUGGCGCUGCCAUUGCUGAUGAAUAACAAUGAGUUCAAUCACGCUUUAGAGGUGUUCAGGAACGUGAGCUCCAACUCCAAGGCGGUCUCUCGAGCACGAUUCCUGCAUGUUGACGCUCAUGUGGCCACUGAUGUAGAUGUCUACAUUCCUGUAGCUAUUGCUGUGAACGCCCCGCCUCUUCCUGGAGCAAAUGCCGAGGUUUACAAGCUACCAAAGUUCCAUGUCCACGCCUUGGCAACUUUUACGGCUGUUGGAAUGCAACUCGCCCACUACUCUCCAAAGCUCAUCACCGAUCCCGCCGAGGCCAGCCAACAGGCCAAGCAUUUCCAGCAGUUUCUGACAGUGCUUGUCACCACAUUCCCGCAGUAUGUUUACCUCACGGCAGCGGCCAGCGAGGACAUGUCUGGCAGCUGCGACACGAUCUGGAAAGACGUCAGCGACUACCUGCAGCGCACCCACGACACUGAGACCGCUAACCAGAUUACCAAGACUUUGCAAAAGGCGCUGCUGCACGUCCCUACGUUUGCGCACGUCGAGGACAACACUAGUGUUCGGGCGCUGUACACGCUCUUCUCCUUCAGGUCGCCAGCCACAAACCCGGAGUUAAAUAUGUAUUGGGCGGACGCCACCAUGACAAAGAAGGCGGGGAAGAUCACCACCUGGGAAGCCACCAUAACCAUCACCAGCUUCACCGCUAAACUCAACAGUAAUUCCUUGGCUGCUGACGCCAACGCCUUGGCCAAAGUAAAGGCCAUGAGUGUUCAGAGCCUUGUGGAGGCGAUAAACUUUUUCGAUUAAUACCAUGAGGAAAAUCUCCUAAAGAAUAUUCCUGUGACAGCUUUCGUGACGGUGACUUAUCAGCAUAUACUCUUGUCAACGUUGUGAUCCAUUGAUUGGCCUUUCCAGGAAAUAUCACAUCCCCGAUGUUCUCUACUCAUCCUCUCAAAUCCCAGCCCGAAUCCAGAGUGCUUCACGAUCCCAUCGUCGCCAAUCCAGUACCACUCGUAUGUAGUUCUUCUACAUACGAGCCUGCAAGAAUCAAGCACACCAUUUCAGUGGCCCGGAGGUCGGCGAGCUUGUGGGAGGGAGCCUUUUCCCGCCUCGCGCACUAGCAUGCCGCCAUCUGGCCAUCAUCGCUAUGAAACGCGUUUUGAUAGUCGCAUACAAAGACGGGCCCUUGGAAGAGCUGCUCUGCGAGAUACCUGGAAUGAGAAGAUCACCAGAAAACGUUGAUUUUGGUUUCCCUCUAACACACCUUUGGUGCUUGCUCCAUUGCACAGGAGUUUCGAAGGGAAAGUCUUUCACGCAUAAGAUCACGCAAAGGAAAGAAUAAAUCUCGAUUGCUUGUG
Molecule: messenger RNA, 1406 nt
Organism: Selaginella moellendorffii
Lineage: Eukaryota; Viridiplantae; Streptophyta; Lycopodiopsida; Selaginellales; Selaginellaceae
Exons: 2
Coding region: 58-855 (265 amino acids)
Source: RefSeq, a predicted model, not a curated record